AUGGAGGCACAGACAGACAUGGCAACAGACCUCCUGCACAGAACGUUCAGCUGGUGCGAAAGGUGCAAGGUGGACCUCCACAGUGUGGCAACUGUGGAAAAUUUCAUAGAGGAGUUUGCAUGGAAAUCCAGGCAGGUCCGCGUCUAUGCUAUAAAAUGCAAGCACCAAAACACCUUGUCUUUCAAAAUUCUUCCCAACGGCCAAGGUGACAACGGCGUCGCGCACGAGCCAAGCACCAACAGCCAUUGUCGAGAGCUGCUGAACCUUUUGUGCCAAGAUGCACGUCAGUCGUCGAGGACACAUGACCAGUCGCCCAGAAGACGCCGUGAGCCGUUGCUACCAGAGUUCGAGCGCAAGGAGCAAGCACCACAUCGUAAUUUUGCACCGAGCCUUGUCCGCUAUCAGCCGUGA
Striga asiatica is the source of this 411-nucleotide messenger RNA. The record is from the annotation of a GenBank genome assembly. Lineage: Eukaryota; Viridiplantae; Streptophyta; Magnoliopsida; Lamiales; Orobanchaceae.